Heterobasidion irregulare TC 32-1 is the source of this 1330-nucleotide messenger RNA. RefSeq lists its product as uncharacterized. The transcript has 4 exons. Lineage: Eukaryota; Fungi; Basidiomycota; Agaricomycetes; Russulales; Bondarzewiaceae. The record is from RefSeq and is a predicted model, not a curated record. Bases 129 to 1181 code for a protein of 350 amino acids.
AACCUCGCCAUCUGCUCUUCUCUCCUCGACAAGUGCUCGCCAGAUCCUCCAGCGCUGCCCUCCAGUCUCAAAUCGCAAGCUACAAUAGCUGCUUUGGCCUUUGAGAGCGCUACCCCCGCCCGGGCGGCAUGACGAAAGGGAACAAGGGCGCGGCGCCCGCGGUCGCCGUGCGCUAUAAAGCGCCGACCUACCGCCUCUCGCUCGCCCCCAACCCGUCGACCCGCCUCUCGAUCACGCUCUCCUCUCUCACCUUCUCCUUAUCCGCGCCCGCAGCUCCCGCCCAUGGUGCCUCUUUCUCAUCUCGAGCCGCCGCGUCCGCGGGGCACUUCGACAUCGACGAUGUCCUGAUCGCGAAAGCCCUCAACACGGCCGUCCGGCGGCGGCCUCGCCGGACGGCGCGCGGCGCAGAUGAUGCGGCGGUGGGGGGCGGAGGCCCCACCGCUGGCUUUGGCGUCGGGCGACGGAGGGCUGGCGGCGGUCCGGAGCGGCACGCGAGGGAUUUGGGGGAGACGCGAGGCGGUGCCGAGAGGGCUACUGCGGGCGCAGGGAGCCGUCGUGCAGAGUGCUUGGAGCAGGGGGGCGCAGCGUCGGUUUCGCGGAGCGCGGUGGCCCUGACGGAGACGUCAGAUGAUGGGAUGGAUAGUCUAAUGGCCACGCUGGACAAUCUGCGUGCCGCGUUGGAACGGUUGCAUGCUAUGCUGGAACGGUUGCAUGCUAUGCUGGAAAGAUCCGAUGUCCAGUUGCAGGAUGUCCUGGAGUCGGGAAACAGAUUUAACCAGCGGAACGAAUUCGCAUCGGAGACUUACCAUACGAUCGGGGAUGUUCCGAGCGCCAUCGACCCCACGCAGGCGCGGCAGUGGAGAAUAUCGGAGGCAUUCGAAAUAUGGGAUGUCCCAGGUCGUGCACACUCGCCCUCUGCGCCUCGAACAGCCAACCUGCCUGUUGCUGCUGCUGCUGCAAUUCACGCCCCAAAGUCUGAUGCAUCCCCGCAGGGACGCAGCCGCGGCGGCCUUCGUUCUCCCUUGACGAAGCUAUCUGCGACUGUCCGAUCCCAGCGUAAGGCUGCCAGCUCGACGGUCGCGAUAAGCAGGGCCAAAACCGCAAUGCGUGCUGCUCUAGGUUUUUUCAAGCGAAUCAUCCACGUACAUUCUCACCGUCAAGGGCAUGGUGCUGGUAAAUAAGCCGCCGGCAGAGACGUUUCCACCGUACUAUGUAGUCGCAGUAAGCUUUGUUUUCGUGCUCAUCUAGUCGCUUUCCUGCUGUCAUUUCCCGCUCCCCUUCAAUAACGAUUCAUACCCCAAUUUGAGACGCUUCUUGUUUGUCCGCGGCC